GAUGAUUGAAAAAUCCACACCUGUUUCUGCUUGGCAAUUGGUCAGUGUAUAAAUUUUGGAAGCUGUGGCCCAUCCUCAUUUGGGCUCAACCACUCAAAGAUGACAGCACAAAAAAAGCAGAGCCUCACUCUGGCCUCCAUCAUGAUGGCUGCAGUUCUGUUCUCAGCCGUGGGACAGCGAGACAACUUCCUGUGUUACUUCUGCCCAUUGCAGCCCAAAGACGCCCCGUGUCCCAACGUCGCCACUGAGUGCGCGCCAGGCCAGCGCUGCGCUACCACCAGGGGCUACUACGGCGUGGUCCAGGUGCUGUCCUCCCAGGGCUGCUUGGACGCCCCACUCUGCGGGACCAGCCAAGUGGUCUACCACAUGGGGGUGGAGUACCUGGCGAGGCACAGCUGCUGCUGUAAAGACAAAUGCAAUGUGCCACCCACGUCCAAAGCCAUACUGAAAAUGCUACUGGGCAUGAUCAUGGAGAAGGCGUAUGCCAACGCCACUCGUGCUCUGAGGGGGCAGCUUCAGGGGUCUUGCGGGGAUGACCCCGUUACCCCGGCAACAUCGGCAUCUGUGAAAUAGGAAUGUUUACAAUGUACAUGAUUUGAAGGCAAGGCCUAAUGGCCAAGGGCACUCUCCUACUGUCUCAGCACGUCCUCAUGCAUUUUGUUUUAGCGAGAAUCACAAUCGUGAUGUUUCUGUGCUGCUCCAGAGAGAGAAAAAAGGUGGAUUUGCCAACCCUCCUCCUGGAUUAUAUCACUAAUAAAAGCUUUAACAUACCA
Syngnathoides biaculeatus (alligator pipefish) is the source of this 773-nucleotide messenger RNA. Its product is annotated as protein Bouncer-like. The transcript has 2 exons. The coding region runs from base 100 to 573 and encodes 157 amino acids. NCBI's taxonomy places the organism in Eukaryota, Metazoa, Chordata, Actinopteri, Syngnathiformes, Syngnathidae. The record is from RefSeq and is a predicted model, not a curated record.